CUCCAUGCUACUCUCAUCGCUAUAAAAUCUCCUCCAUCCCAGUCGGCGUCGCACGCAUCCCACAAGUCUCUCUCUGUUCGACUGGCUCAGGUGAAUGUAGAGACUCGAAGAGAGCUCGUGUAAGCGGAGAUGUUGGCAGGUGUGUUAGUUCUGGGCAGCAUCCUCACAGCUUUACCAGGUACUGAGAGCAGGUGGAGUGUGUCAUUCUCUCGGAGGGAGAUCUGUGUGUGGGCAGGAACUACUGUCACUCUGCCCUGCCGCUAUGACUACCCAUCCGGUCACACCGUGAAGCGGGUCAUGUGGUUCCGUGUGUCUGCUGAGGGUCGCAGGGAGUUUACCCACCACAGCGACCCAAACCAGAUCAGCCUGUCGUACCGAGGACGCACACGGUAUAUUGGAGGCAGCUACUCCAGCUGUUCGGUCCAGAUUCGGGGGGUGAAGCUGAGUGAUGCGGGUCAGUAUCAUUUCAGGUUUGAGACCGACCAGCCACUGGGGAGAUGGACGUCUCCAGACACCAUCACUCUGGAUGUGACAGACCUCCAGGUCCAGGUGCAUCCAGCCAGACCUGCCAACAUGUUUGGAUUUGGGGAGACAGUGUUUGUCGGCUGCCAGGCCAAAGGAUGUGCAGCUCCAGGAAGAAGUCUGGCGCUUUACAGGAACGGACUAAACCUCGGCUCUUAUGAGAAAUGGAUGAUUAUUAACCGUUUUGACCAGCAGCAUGUUGGAGUGUACACCUGUCGACCGAUCCCACCGCAGAAUGUGCAGUCACCGUCGCUCUCCCUGUCCCUGGGACACGGACCUCGCUCCACUUCCAUAGCAGUGUUUCCUGCAGGAGAAGUGACUGAAGGCGGCUCCGUCACUCUGACCUGCAGCAGUGAUGCAGCUCCACCUGUCGAGAGCUUUGCAUGGUUCAAAGACAUGGAGAGCGGCAGCAUCCCGGACAGUUUCAGGCCUCAGCUCCGCCUGUCGCACCUCAAAUACUCAGACAGAGGAGAGUAUUUCUGUGUAGCGCGAAACUCACUGGGAACAGAUCGCUCCAAACCACUUCUACUCAACGUCACUUACUCUCCAAAGAACACUCGUGUGCUGGUUAGUCCUCCAGGAGACAUCAGAGAAGGUUCUUAUGUGAACCUGAGCUGUGUUUGCCACGCCCACCCACCUGCCAACAGGUUUGCUUGGUAUCGUAUCCUAGGUGACCAGGUGAUUGCUAAAGGUACUUUUCAGAACCUGACCUUCAUGUCUGUCCGAGCUCAUCACGCUGGUCAGUACUACUGCAGAGCAUCGAACCGAUUAGGAUACCUGACCUCCCCUGUUGUUUCCCUCACUGUGCUGUAUCCUCCCAAGAACACAUCAGUUCUGGCUCGUCCCUCCAGUGUGGUGGAUGCCGGCCGCCCUUUGACCCUGACCUGCAGCAGUCAGGCCAACCCAGCAGUGGACAACUUCACCUGGCACCGUUUAGCUCUGGAUGGAGGCUCUGUACAAUCGUGGGGCUCCAAGUCCGGUCCAGUCUUCACCUUCUCAGAGGUCAGUCCAGGUGAAAGCGGUCAGUACUACUGUGAGGCCAGGAAUCGAAUCGGAGCUCACAGCUCUCCGGUCCUCACUGUAAAAGUCAGAGGUCGUCUAAAGGUCAUCGCCUUGGCCUCAGCAGUGGGAGUGUCUGCUGGACUCAUCACCCUCACAGUGGCCAUUAUGAUCAGUAAGAACAUGCACAGAGUUGACUUAGACUCAGUAGAAGUCGUGAGUAAGCGUCCAUCAGUGACAGCCGACACCAUGUUCUAUGAGUCAGCCCAACAGCAGACCUUCCCAGUGAGGAAGGGCAAGAUGUCCGACAUACCGGAGGAACCAGAGGACCUGAGUGACAGUUCUCAUCCCUCCAUCGUUCCUCUGAUGGACGCUCCACCAAUCCAAGACGUGGAAAGUCGCAGCUCUGCCUCCAAAUACAUGACUGUCCAUUACUCCAGGUUGUCCAGUACAGAUCAGGUGCAGGUCCACAACCUGCCACUGGGUGGUGAUAAACAAACAAAAGAUUCCUCCAAAGUUGUUUACACUCUGCUGCCCCAGCCCCACCACUGACUGUGAAGGCACAGGCCAUCAGCUGAACAACACAUCAGUCAUUCUCUUAUGAGCCGAUUUCUUUGCUUCCAUCUGCCUGUCUGACUGGAAGUUGGAUCAGUGAGAACUUUGACAUUGUUCAUCGCUCUGGUUCAGACCUGAUGUUGCAUCCAGGAGAGUUGGUGAAGGCAGCAUGUCGUCCUGUCUAGAAGUCCAGCUCCUGAACUCUGUUGCAUGUCUUUCUUUCUUUGCAUUUCACGACUUCAUGCUGUCUGAUGAAAUACUGAAAGCCACUUUGCUUGCCUUCCUACCCACGGCACACUUACAGUAUAUGUGGGGUUGCUUUUUUUAUUAAUACUUGCCGUGACAUUUUCAACCAGAUAUAUGCCGAUGACACAGUAUUGCUGGUUGCCACAGUAUCCUUUGCAUCCUCUGAUAACUAAAAUAAAUGACAAGCCUUUGUAUGAAAUCAUGUGUCUCCAAUAAAAAUUAACAGUGUGAUUUUAGACGCAUUAGUGGAGAAAACCUGUAGAAAAUUAUCUGAAAAGUAUUCAACAAUCUUGUCAAUAAAUAAUCUACAGGGUUGUUCUAAAUGUUGCUGCAAUCUUUAUUCAGUUGCUUUUAUUAAAUCUGUCUCUCCAUUUUUAUGUAGAGUCAGCUAAGCAAGAACUAAUGCAAAUGACAUGAUGUAGUUUGUUACACUGAUGAACUUAAACCAGACAAAUGACUUCCACUGUUUUUCUACUUUGUCUUACUUUGUUUUCUAAUUUUAAAAUAAUAAUUGACUAGUUUAUAAUAAGAUAAGAAGUAACUCCCUUAAGGAUCUAUCUAAUCUACUUAUUUAUCUAUUUAAUGUAAUGACUUAUCAACUAUUUUUUUUUUCUUGUGAUUAUGAAUACGGGACUUUGAGUCGAGCUGUUUUCGCUUCACAUUUGAGAAGUUCCACAAUGACGCUGCUCGGUUCAGAAAGCGUUGCUACACUGAUGUUGUGUUCACUUUAUCGUUUUUUAAUCGCGGCAUCUAACACCGCAGACAUGAUGUUACAAAAUGUGAGGAAAUGCAAACAGCAGUUUUGAAAUGAUGCUAACUGAGAGCUGCAAACCUCCGGCUUAUUUCUGAAAAUAAACACAAGCACACGUUCACUCUGCACAUUUUAUUUGUAUUUACUCCUUUUCCAAAUCAUGCUCAGGUAUUAGAUGUGGAAAAUGUUUGCUGCAAUAGCUGUGUCGCUAACAUGGGUUGAUUGCAACAUGUCCUUUGUUGAUGUAUAACUUCCGUUGCAAUAUUAAGUGGGGCAAUGCGCCUAAAG
This is a messenger RNA of Amphiprion ocellaris (clown anemonefish), 3361 nucleotides long. Its product is annotated as B-cell receptor CD22. Bases 130 to 2073 code for a protein of 647 amino acids. The record is from RefSeq and is a predicted model, not a curated record. The transcript is spliced from 19 exons. NCBI's taxonomy places the organism in Eukaryota, Metazoa, Chordata, Actinopteri, Pomacentridae.